ACUUGUUCAUUUGAUUGACAUUUAAUGUCGUUUAAAUUACAUAAACUGGAAGAAAAUCCGUUAACCAGUAUAAUACUACAGUCUAUGGCGAAAACAUAAGAAUAAGAUUCACACAGAAUGGUGAUUUCGCUGACAACUUUGCUGGUGGUCUUCAUUUGUACUGUCGUGUUUGAAUGUUACCAAUGGGACACUUUUGCGAAACAGAACAAGCCAAACAUCCAAGCACUUGAUUUUGCAGAACUGAUGCAGAUAAAUAGAGAUUUAUACAGACCGGAAAAUGAGCAGAAUAAUUUGGAGGAUACAAAUGACCUUCUAGCACGACAAUCUGAUGAACGUCCAGUUGUUGAAACACGUUUUACAAGCCCUUCUGAAAAUCCGACUGUUUAUUUAAAUUCUUUCUAUUCUAAAAAAAGGCAGAUGACUGGAGAAAUAACUGAUGAUCUACAAAAACGUCAACCUGCUAAACAUCUAGACGCUAAUUCACGUGCGUAUUCAGCUUCCGGUAAAUAUAGACAAAGGAAAGAGAAACCUUAUAGACAGAAUGAUUUUUAUUCAUUUCCUCCUAUCGAGUCAAAUAUAUGGGACAAUAAGAAUAGACAAAAACGGCGCAAGCGCUCUGCGUUCAAUAUAAAUGAACUGGUAGCUAAUCUUAAAAAGCUGAAACAGCAGUCAUCGCAAAAGAGACCUUCAACUUCAAAUCAGUCUGAUGCGCAGAAAGAAAGAGAUGGAAAAACUAUUUCCCUGUUUGGAGCAAAUAUGCCAGUUCCAGGUGACAGCUUCCGUCAUGGACUUCGCUUUGAUAUGCCAAAUAGUAAUUCUCUCAGCAGUGACAGAUGUUCAAAUACCUCUUCGUUCUUUCCAAAGACAUUUGGUGGAAAGACUGCCGGGAUGCUUUCUGAAAUCUUGAAAGAUUGGUACCGAAAACAUUGCAAGACAGAGACCAAUCAGAUUUGCGAUGAAAACAAUCGUUACGCCUCAGCAGAUGGUUCUUGCAAUAAUUUAGAUCAUCCAUCUUGGGGAGUGGCUAACCGUAACCAAGGGAGAUAUAUCCCAGCAGAGUACAAUGAUGGAUUGAAUGAGCCACGAAUUUAUGGAAAAUAUGAUACCAAGCUACCAGAGCCACGAGUUAUAAGUAAUAUGCUGUUCAGACCACAAAAAUCCACGAAACUCUCGCAGGAUCUCACGAUACUUCAUAUGGCAUGGGGACAGUUUAUGAUACAUGAUGUAAUAAAGACGCCAAUCACAAAAGGGGUUAAAGGUUCAGAUAUACAAUGUUGUGGUGCUAAUACUGGAAACAGUCCCGAUUGCUUCAGUUUAGCAAUUCCACCAAAUGAUCCUCACUUCAACAAAGAAAGUCGAUGUCUGAACUUUGUCAGAUCGCUUCCAGGAAAACCAGACAACGAUAUGCCAGGUAUACGAGAACAAAUAAAUGAAAUAACAUCAUUUUUGGAUGGUUCUGCUAUAUAUGGCUCUAGUGAAGAACAGAUGAAAGAUUUGAAGAUGGGUUAUAAAGGACUGUUAGCAACAAGAGAGUGUACAUUUUCAAAGAAAGUCUCAAAUUUUAUGGGAAAACCCACCAUUGAAACAGAGGGUUGUAGGUCUUUACCAAAAGGACCUGACACGCCUUGCUUGAAGCUUUCCAAGGGAGAUUACUAUGAAUACUGUCAAAAAGCAGGCGACAGGCGAGUUAAUGUUAUCCCUAAUCUGUGCGCUUUACACAACCUUUUAGUUAGAUAUCACAACAAAAUUGCUGAAAGGCUUGCGCAAGUAAAUUUCAUAUUAUGGUCUUCAGAUCAAUUAUUUGAAGAGACAAGAAAAAUUGUCACCGCUAUUUUACAACAUACUACAUAUAACGAAUAUUUACCAUUGGUAAUUGGUAACAGGAACAUGAUCAGAUACGAACUUUUUUCUGCGGAGACCGGUUUUGAUACUGUUUACAACAAAAUGGUGGAUGCAACAGUCAAAAAUAGUUUUGAAGCAGCUGCUUUCAGAUUUGGACAUUCUCAAAUUACUAAUUUCCAAUCUAGGAUGAACUCUCAAUACAACCGUUACUCAGAAACACCAAUUGAACAGACAUACAAGAAACCUAGAAUGUGCACAGCACAACGCGGGAAAAAUAUUCCUGAUCUGCUAAGAUGGAUGUUUACUGACAGAUCUGCAGAGGCUGACAGAUAUUUUGAAUCUGGAGUGAGGGAUAAAUUAUUUUCUAAUCAACAAGGGAAAAGUUUAGAUUUACCUGCUAUGAACAUUCAGCGAGGACGAGACCAUGGACUUCCUGGAUACAACGCUUUCCGAAGAUGGUGCAAUCUUGCUGUUGGCUACAGUUUUGGGAGAAGAAAUAUAUGGUCACUCUCCGACCAUUCUUAUUCAAACACACGACUUUUAAGGAAAAUAUACAGACAUCCCGAUGAUAUUGACCUUUAUGUUGGCGGUAUAUCUGAAAAUCACGUGCCAGAUGGAGCUGUUGGGCCAACUUUUGCGUGCAUCAUUGGUCAGCAAUUUAGAGAUAUUAAAUUUGGAGACCGGUUUUGGUAUGAAAAUAACUUUACAAUAACAGGGUUUACUUUGGACCAAGUGAACGAGAUAAAAAAGGUGAAAUUAUCUCAGAUUAUCUGCGAAGGAAGUGAUGUGAAUAGUGUCCAGGAAAACGCACUUAAAGCACCGUCAUUCGAGAAUCCUCGGCGAGAAUGCAGUGGUUUUCCCGACAUCGACUUGAACAAAUGGAAAGUACCUGUUAGUGGAGACACCUUCACUCUAUUUGGAAAGACAUAUCAAAAGAAUGGUGGCACAUAUGUGAACCUUGGGGAUAUGAAAAACUUUCUGAUUCCGAAAAACAUUUUGGGAUUAGAUAAUGAAUAAGAACGGUUUAUUUUGUUUUUGUUUUAUAUAUUCUAUGAUAUUGAAGAAUAUUUUCUCGUAGUUUUAGAAUAUUUAAAUUUUCUUAACACGAUUGUAAACAUUAUAAGACAAACGGUAUGGUAAGCCGUUUUUUCUUCAUUGGAAUUCAAUAAUUUUAAAAAUCAGAUGAUAUUCCACAUUAAAAGGGGAUGAUAUAUUUAGAUUUGUCAUUCGUAGAAGAAAAAACUGCAAAAUCCCGCCAGAUUGCGUAAUUUUUUUUAUCUUAGUCCAUGAUUAAUUUGAUAUUAGCAACCACAAUAUAUAAUUUAAACAUCUUGAUAUAAAAUAUUCUGAUUUGAUAAGACUGUUGCUCUAUCUCUGAAAUGUCGGUUAUGAAUAUGUGUAUAUAAAAAUAAGAAGAUGUGGUAUGAUUGCCAAUGAGACAACUCUCCACACUAUAGGUCACCGUGCGGCCUUCAACAAUUAGUAAAACCCAUACCGCAUAGUCAGCUAUAAAAGGCCCCGAAAUGACAAAUGUAAACAACUCAAACGAGAAAACUAACUCUGUAAAAAAUAAUGAACGAAAAACAAAUACGAUAUACAGCAACAAACCACUGAAUUACAGGCUCCAGACUUGGGACAGGCACAUACAGAAUGUGGCGGGGUUUAUCUGACUAGUUUGUUGGCGCCAAACUCUGCCCCUAACCUGGGACAGUGGUGUAAUGGUACAACAUAAGAACAAACUACGCAAAACAACAAAUGAAAAACGAACAUGAGAAACAGCAAAAAACGACAACCACUCAAUUACAGGCUCCUUACUUGGGACAGGCACAUAUAGAAUGUGGCAGGGUUAAACUAGUUUGAAGGCGCCAACCCUCCCCUAACCUAGGACAGUGGUGUAAGAGUACAACAUAAGAACAAACUAUAAAAAUCAGUUGAAAUAGGCUUAAAUCAUCAGAGGGAUACAAAGGAGAAAUACAUCUAACAAAACAACGAGUGGAAGUGGCAGGGUACUUAUACAUCCCCACAACAAAAAGACUCUAAGUACAGAUCUGAGAGUACUCGCAGUUACUGACAGCUAGUUCAAAGCCAAUAACAACUAAUAAA
Molecule: messenger RNA, 3945 nt
Organism: Mytilus californianus (California mussel)
Lineage: Eukaryota; Metazoa; Mollusca; Bivalvia; Mytilida; Mytilidae
Product: myeloperoxidase-like
Exons: 14
Coding region: 118-2859 (913 amino acids)
Biological process (GO): response to oxidative stress
Molecular function (GO): peroxidase activity; heme binding
Source: RefSeq, a predicted model, not a curated record